AUGAAUCGGGGAUUCCGAGUUUUAUUCUAUAACUUCAAGAGGUCUCCGUUGCUCAUCUUUUCAUCAGGAAUUAGUUUAUGUGCCAAACAGUGCAACAAAGCAAAAACGAAAACCGGAUUGGCGUUGGAUCUUUCAGCACAAUACAAGAAGUACGAUCUACGAGAACAUGUACUCGCUCGACCCGAUAUGUACGUGGGAACAAAGGAGAUUUGUCAGAAGGCCGAAUGGAUCCUCGAUGGAAAUGAAAUGAAGCAAGAAGUUUUAACAUAUCCACCUGCAUUAUUAAAGAUCUUUGACGAAAUUUUGGUAAAUGCGGCCGACAAUAAGCAAAGGUCUCCAUCGAUGAGAGCAAUUCGAGUGAAUGUUGAUAGAAAAGAAGGUUCGAUCACCGUUUGGAACGAUGGAGCUGGACUGCCGAUUCGCGAACACCCAGAAGAGCACAUACCAAUUCCGACAUUGUUAUUUGGACAUCCAAUGGUGUCAUCACAUUACGAUGAUUCUAAGGAAAGGAUCGUAGGUGGUCGUAACGGUUUUGGUGCGAAAGUUUGCAAUAUUCUAUCAUUAAAGUUCACCGUUCGAACGGGAUCGAGAUAUGACAAAAAGUUGUUUGAACAGACUUGGUUAAAGAACAUGGGACAACCGCAAGAACCAUUGAUUACGGAUUAUACUGGCGGCGAUUUUACCGAGGUCACAUUUCAACCUGAUUUUCAAUGGUUUUGCGUCGAUAAAUUAGAGGAAGAUGUAGUCAAAUUGAUCUACAGACGAGUUGUCGAUGUGGCUGCGACGUCAAAGGGUGUUGACGUGUUUUUCCAAGACGAGAGGAUUGAGUUGAAUUCAUUCUCCAAGUAUGUUCAUAUGCAUCUCCCUGAAGGCCUCACCACAUUUCGACAACAUCCUGAUGAACGAUGGGAAGUCCAUCUUGCGCCUUCUUUGGACAAGAAUUUUCAGCAAAUCUCCUUUGUUAAUAAUGUGAACACUACAAAGGGUGGACGACACGUUGAGCACGUCAUGUCACAAGUUGUAGAAGCAAUCCGGGUGUUGCUCGAGAAAAAGGGAAAGAAAGGAAUCCGAUCUGGAACGAUCAGGUCGCACCUAUGGCUUUUUCUGAACUCUAUCAUCGAGAAUCCGUCAUUUCAAGCACAAACAAAGGAAGAACUUGCAACGGAAGUGAAAAAGUUCGGCUCAAAAUUUGUGCUCAACGGACCGGCAGUGCAAAAGUGGGCCAUUCAAGCGGGAAUUAUCGAGGAGAUCCUUUCUGGAGCUGAAGAUAAGAAAAGAUCAAGUCUUCGUGCUCGAGAUUUAGCUACGGAGAUCCCACGACUUGAAGAUGCCGAGGGAGCUGGAAAAAGCAAGAGGCAGGAAUGUACACUAAUCAUAACGGAAGGCGAAUCAGCUAAAGCUUUGGCAAUAGCAGGAUUAGAGGUGGUCGGCCGAGAGCUUUAUGGAGUAUUGCCGAUACGGGGGCGCUUGAUCAAUGUAAAGGACAACACUGAAGAAAAGGUAUUUGCAAACGACGAGGUAAAAGAUCUUUGUACUGCACUUGGAUUGGAACGUUCGCUUACAUAUUCGACACCUCAGGAAAGAAAACGAUUGCGGUACGGUCGGCUACUUCUAUUUGCGGAUCAGGAUGAAGAUGGAUCUCACAUCAAAGCUCUUGUGAUCAAUUUAAUACAGCACUUUUGGCCGGAACUUUUGCGAAAUGGCUUUAUUGCUAGUUUUGUGACCCCACUCAUAAAGGCAAGACUUGGAAACCAGAUCGCUAGUUUCUAUUCAAGACGCGAAUUCGAUGAGUGGGCACUGAAAACGGCUGACCAUGCAAAAUGGACGAUCAAAUAUUAUAAAGGACUUGGAACCUCAACGUCGAAAGAAGCGAAGGAAUAUUUUUCGAAUCUUGAUUCACAUGUUAUUCCUUAUCGAUGGGAGGAGGGAGAUGAUGCAAAAUUUGAUCUGGCAUUUACGAGAAAUCGAGCAGCUGCAAGAAAAGAAUGGAUUCUGCAACGAAACCAGGAGACAAACGAUUUGGAAAAUCCGCUGUCAGAAAAACUGAAACGAGGCGUCACUUUUUCCGAAUUCAUCGAUGAUGAACUUUAUCAAUAUUCGGUGACAAGUUUGAAGAGAUCGAUUCCCAGUGUUAUGGACGGGCUUAAGCCAAGUCAGCGAAAAAUUCUUUACACUUGUCUCCGAGGACGUGAUGGGAGAAAGGAGUGGAAAGUAUCACAAUUGGCUGGCAUGGUUGCUCAUAGGCAAUCUUAUCAUCAUGGAGAGGCAGCUCUCGAGUCAGCAAUCGUUCGUUUGGCGCAAAAUUUUGUCGGCGCGAAUAAUGUGCCUUUGCUGCUUCCGGUGGGACAAUUCGGAACUCGAGCUGAAGGUGGAGAUGAUGCAGCGUCUGCGAGAUACAUUUAUGUUCAAAUUAGUCCAAUCAGUGACAAACUCUUCCCCGCCGCCGAUGAGCUGAGUUUAACGCUGACGGAAGAAGAGAAUCAAAAAGCGGAGCCGAAAUGGUUGUGCCCAUUGAUUCCGACUGUUCUUCUAAAUGGAUGCGAUGGACUAGCUACAGGCUGGUCAACGAGUGUCCUCUCGUAUCGACCAAAUGCCAUCAUCAACAAUGUUCGUCGAUUGAUUGAAGGGAAAGAACUUGAAAAGAUGGAGCCAUGGUUUCGGGGCUUCAAUGGCCAAACUUUUCCCACAUCUCCCGAUUAUCGAGCCUUCAAUGUUCUUGGAAAGAUUCAAACUUUCAGCAAAGAUAAGAAUUUUGUUCACGUGAAAAUCACUGAGUUGCCCCUUGGUGUUUGGACGCAACACUACAAGGAGAAAGUGCUUUCGAAUCUGGUUGAGAAAGGAUACAUACGAAAUCUUUCUCAAAAGCAUACCGAAAAUUCGGUGCAUUUCGAUUUCGAUAUGAUGAAGGGGUACAUUGAUGUGGAUGACGAGAAGAAGUUGAUUUCGACUUUUAAGCUAUCAACCAUAGUGUCAGCGAGGAAUAUGGUCCUUUUCAAUCCAUCACAAAAACUGCAUCAUUAUCUGAACACUGAUGAAAUUUUUCACGAUCAUUUUGUUGAAAGGGAGCGCUUCUAUAAGGAAAGGAUACAACGGGAGAUCAAACGACACGAAAUUCGAUUGAAGACUCUUCAGAAUCAGGUCAGAUUCGUGCAAAGGGUUGUUGAGAAAACGAUUGAUCUCCACGAUGACAAUAUUAUUGCGGGACUAAUCGAAAAGGGAUUCGAUAGCGAUCCACAAAAUGUUCAUAGUGAUCGGCGUCAUGACUUUGGAUAUCUUGCGAAUAUGCCGAAUCGAAAGUUUCGACGUGGUGAAAUCGCGAAAUUGGAAGACGAAAUGCGGACAGUUCAACGGUUGCACGAUGCGACUGGAUCGAUGACUGCGAAACAAGAAUGGCUACAAGAAUUGGAUCAAUUGGAAAAGGAGUUUGCCGCCCAAGACAAGGGAUUCAAGUGCGCCGAAAUGCACUUGAAACUCGCCUUUCUUGUCGUGAUUCUCGUCGCUUUCACUUGGGCACAACAGGAUCCAAAGGCCCGAAGCGCAACGCAGAAUCAGCAACGAGCUCGGGCAAUGCCCAAGCUGAAGCCAGGUGAUGGCGCAAAUCAGCAACUUGUUACUUUUCUCCGGAAUUUGCGCAAAUUCCACCAGCAAGGCCGAGCCCCAGCUACUCAACAAUGGCAGAAACAGGCGACCACUUUCUGUAGCUUUUUCCAUCGACACCCUAAAUGCCAGAAUGGAAAGAAACCAAAGUUUACGGACAUUACUCCAAUGCUCGCCGUCACACAGAAACGAGUAGUGCUGCAAAGGCAAAAGCAACGAAAUCGAAUGGCGAGAAGGAGAAAGAUAAAGAAGAUUCCAAAACUCCAAAAGCGCAAGAAUCCACUUGAUGACGCUCCAGCGGGAAUGGCCGAUUUGAUCCCGGAUCACGUGAAGCAUUGGGGCAAAAUGAAAUCGGAAAACCGAAAGAAAGUCAAGGGAGUUUGUGCGAGAAUCGAUUGUAAAGCGUGGAAAGCACAUAAACAAAAAAGAGAUCAUUUGAGAGGACAGAUGAAAAAAUUCCGUGCUAAAGUGAAAGCUCCCGAUCAAUCUGAUGAUGAUAUUGAAUUGGAAUUGGAUCGAACAAGGCAACUUAAAAAGGCUCUUUUAGAGAAAGCCGAGUUGGAUACAGAUGUUGACCCAGCUGAUGAUGGAGUAUUCGAUGGAGAUCUCUUGCUGACAAAAGAACAAUCUGAAUAUUUGCUGAAUGAGCUUGAUAAGGGCGGUGUCGAAGAAGAGGUGGGACUGCCGCCGGGUGCCGAAGGAGAAGUUGCUCCACUUGAUCCAAGCCAAGAUCCCGAUUAUGAUAGUUCGAUUGCGGGAGCCAGUCUAGAUUAUGAGGUGGAAACAACUGAUCCCCCAGAUGCAGGAAUGGUGCAACCGGAAGAGCCACAGCUCAGCAGAAUGGCUCGAGCGGCUCUCUUCUUCGAGCAACAAUACGUGCGCAAAUGGGACAAUACUAGGCCAAUCCCGUACACUUUUCAUGAAUCAUUAGAGAGCGGGGAUCAACAAACAGUUCGACAGGCUCUUCAAACAAUCUCAAAUAAUGUUCCAUGCCUUCGUUUCCAAUACGUUUCGGCACCAAUUCAAAACGGAUACUUUUUGUAUUAUAUGAAAACCGAUGCGCCUGGAUUCUGUGGCCUUUCUCGAAUCGGAAAAGUGACUGGUGGAAACGAAAUCUACUUGAGUUUCACUUGCAAUGGGAAUAUCGGAGUGACAAUUCAUGAAACAAUGCAUUCACUGGGCGUUGAUCAUCAGCACAUUCGAAUGGAUCGAGACAAAUGGAUUACGGUGAAUUGGGGAAAUGUCAAUCCACAAAUGUACGACUCGUUAGCCGUUUCGGACGCAAAAACAUUCACCACUUACGGAGUACCGUAUGAUUACGCUAGUGUGAUGCACUACAAUGCUUACACAGCAGCUGUUGAUUACACAAAGCCGACUCUAAUUCCAAUUUACAAUGCUGAUGCGAAUAUUCGAGUGAUGGGACAAAGAGAUUCGAUGACGAAAAGAGAUGUCGAGAUUCUCAAUAAAAUGUACUGCAAACCGGCUAACUGUUACGAUACUAAUGUUUACUGUGGCCAUUGGGCUCUCGACAAUCAGUGUGGAUCGGCGAAUACUGGAGGAUGGAUGGCACAAAAUUGUCGAAAAAGUUGUAAUUUCUGC
This is a messenger RNA of Mesorhabditis belari, 5196 nucleotides long. NCBI's taxonomy places the organism in Eukaryota, Metazoa, Nematoda, Chromadorea, Rhabditida, Rhabditidae. The record is from the annotation of a GenBank genome assembly.